CCAGACCCCACCGUCUCUCUCCAUCCCUCCCUCUCUCUCUCCCUCUGGAAUCUUCCCGAGGGACCUCCGUUCGAUUGGCCGGAAAUCCGACUUCUCCGGGCAUCGCAUGCCGGCGGCCGGAAUUCCGUCGGCGAUCACGUUGUUUGGCGUCAGAAUGGCGUCUGAUUGGUGGGAAGAGGUGAAUAACUCCCAUAUCUGGCAAGACCGGAUCUUUCACGCCCUCGCUGGACUCUACGGAUUUGUAGCUGCUGUCGCUGUGAUUCAACUUGUUCGAAUAGAACUGAGAGUUCCUGAGUAUGGAUGGACUACGCAGAAAGUCUUCCACUUUUUGAACUUUGUGGUGAAUGCAGUUCGAUCCAUAAUCUUUGUGUUCCGUCGGAAUGUGCAACAGAUAAAACCAGAGAUUAUCCGACAUAUCUUGCUUGAUAUGCCCAGUCUUGCAUUUUUCACGACAUAUGUGCUCUUGGUCCUGUUUUGGGCAGAGAUAUAUUAUCAGGCACGUGCUGUAUCUACUGAUGGUCUUAGGCCAAGUUUCUACACAAUUAAUGCUGUGGUUUAUGCUGUUCAGAUUGCUUUGUGGUUAAUACUAUGGUGGAAGCCUAUCCAUCUUGUGCUCAUCCUAUCCAAGAUGUUCUUCGCCGGUGUCUCAUUGUUCGCUGCCUUUGGAUUUCUUCUCUAUGGAGGGAGGCUCUUCCUCAUGUUGCAACGCUUCCCAGUUGAAUCUAAAGGGCGGCGCAAAAAGUUACAGGAGGUUGGCUACGUAACCACCAUAUGUUUCUUUUGCUUCUUGGUGAGAUGUGUAAUGAUGUGUUUCAAUGCAUUCGACAAAACAGCAGACCUCGAUGUUUUGAACCAUCCUGUGCUCAACUUUUUGUAUUACCUGCUGGUGGAGAUUGUUCCCUCUGCUCUGGUCCUCUUCAUCCUUAGGAAGUUGCCCCCCAAACGUGGGAUCACGCAAUAUCACCCCAUCCAUUGAUAGGGUGCUUAGAGAUGGUAGAUGGUGGUUCAAUGGAAAAUCCAAAAAAAAAAAAAAAAAAACAAACACCAAGGGAUGGAAGCUUAGAUCUUGGACUGGAGAAACCCCCAACUCUCCAACCUAUAUGAUGGCAAGGAAAGCAAUAGGAGAAUACAGGAAAGAUGAUGGAUGCUGUGGGGGAGUGUUCGAUGCAUGGGUUUGUGUCUGGGUUCUGUUUGUUUGUAGUGGGCAUCUUUAGAACUCUAGAAAUGCUGGAUAUUUGUGUAUUCAUGGCCUUGUGUAAUUAUCACAGUGCUUCUGUUGGUUUAGUCUCUCGUACAUUAACAUAGAUACAUACAUAAACACAUACAAACGUACAUACAUGCUUGUGUAUGUAUAUUCUUCUUGUCA
Messenger RNA from Magnolia sinica, 1366 nucleotides. Its product is annotated as tobamovirus multiplication protein 3-like. The record is from RefSeq and is a predicted model, not a curated record. NCBI's taxonomy places the organism in Eukaryota, Viridiplantae, Streptophyta, Magnoliopsida, Magnoliales, Magnoliaceae. The coding region runs from base 107 to 976 and encodes 289 amino acids. The transcript is spliced from 11 exons.